Hipposideros armiger (great roundleaf bat) is the source of this 1494-nucleotide messenger RNA. It is a transcript of the gene SURF6, whose product is annotated as surfeit 6. The record is from RefSeq and is a predicted model, not a curated record. The coding region runs from base 139 to 1209 and encodes 356 amino acids. NCBI's taxonomy places the organism in Eukaryota, Metazoa, Chordata, Mammalia, Chiroptera, Hipposideridae. Gene Ontology annotation, cellular component: nucleolus. The transcript has 5 exons. Gene Ontology annotation, biological process: ribosomal large subunit biogenesis; ribosomal small subunit biogenesis. Gene Ontology annotation, molecular function: RNA binding; DNA binding.
CGGCAAGCGCAGCGCGGCUCGGUUGGGGUCGCGCGGGCCCGGGGCUGUGUGUUCUUGUGUCGGGGGAGGCCAGUGCGAGCUUCGGACGCUGCGUCCAGGCCCCCACCCCACCCCCCCGCGCCCCGCGAGCCUCCAGCCAUGGCUUCUCUGCUCGCCAAAGAUGACUACCUGCAGAGCCUGGCCAGGAAAAUCUGCUCCCAGCCCAGCGCGGAGCCGCAGAAGCGCAAACCGGCUGGCAAAACUCAAGGGUCAGAAGCUGCUGGACCCCCCAAAAAGAAGAGGAAGAGAGCACAGAAGAAAUCCCGGGAGCGGGAGGAGAAGGCUGCAGAGCCCAAGGCCCAGGCCCUGGGGGAGAAGUCUCUGGCAGCUUCCAGGGCCAGGAAGCCAGGCACAGCCAAGGAGGAGAAGGCCUCCAUCUCCACAGGGGCCCCUACCGAUGGGCUGACUACAGAGCCUGACUCCUUCUUUGCCCUGGACGUCCUGCGGCAGCGACUGCACGAGAAGAUACAGGAGGCCCGGGGCCAGGGCAGCGCCAAGGAGCUGUCUCCUGCCACUUUGGAGAAGAGGCGGCGGCGGAAGCAGGAGCGGGACCGAAAGAAAAGGAAGCGUAAGGAGCUGAGAGCACAAGCGAAGGCGGCAAAGGCAGCUGAGGCCGCGGGGGCUGCCACGCCCCCCCCUGAGGCGCCCGUCGGAGAGGCGCAGGCUCAGCCAGCGCUGCUCUUCAAUAAGGUGGAAGUGAGCGCAGAGGAGCCGGCCAGCAAGGCCCAGCGCAGGAAGGAGAAGCGGCGGAAGCUGAAGGGGAACCUGACGCCGCUGACGGGGAAGAACUACCGGCAGCUGCUGGAGCGGCUGCAGGCGCGGCAGAGCCAGCUGGAGGAGCUGCGCGCGCAGGACGCGGGCAAGGCCCGUGAGCUGGAGACCAAGACGCAGUGGACCAACGUGCUGUACAAGGCCGAGGGCGUGAAGAUCCGCGACGACGAGCGCCUGCUGCGGGAGGCCCUGAAACGCAAGGAGAAGCGCCGGGCGCAGCGGCAGCGCCAGUGGGAGAAGCGCACGGCCCACGUGGUGGACAAGAUGCAGCGGCGGCAGGACCAGCGGCGCCAGAACCUGCGCAAGAAGAAAGUGGCCAAGGUCGAGCGGCGCCUGGAGAAGGCCCGCAAGAAGGGCCGCAUCCUGCCCCAGGACCUGGAGCGGGCCGGCCUGGCGUGACACCGCGGCUGGGCGCCCUUGCACCUGGGGCCGCGCCUCCAUCGAGGCUUGAGGAGCGCCUCGCGUCAUGUGACGUGGGAAGUCCCCAGUCUGUGCAGACUCCGGCUUCUCCAUGUAAAGUGCACGCUGUCACACUCAGGCUUAUUGAGAGGGCUCAGGUCAUGCGUACAAAAGAGAACAUUCUUGACAAUGGGGGCCCCGAUCUUUCAGACCCAGGGAAGGGGUGAAUGAGAGCUGGGCUCUAGCAUUCUCUUCAGAGGCUAGAAAGCUCCCCAGAAGUUUGCA